CAAUACAAACAAGCCCGCUUUUCAAAAGUUCCAUUUUGGGGAAAGAAACGCCCGGACGGAGAAGAUGUUUAUUCCACUGUUCUUGCUUUUACUCUCUGUAAAGGGAAUAAGCAGCAGUGUCAGUCUGCAGCUGUCUGGGAAACCACUUGACGUUGUUGGAGGUCGUAAGCAGGAGGUGAUGGAGGCCACCCGGAAGCUGAUCGCGGCCAUUAUGGACGGAGACUAUUACACAUACAAGAAUAUGACCGUUCCAGGCCUGACGUCCUUUGAACCAGAAGCUUUAGGCCACCGCGUGGAGGGAAUGGACUUCCAUCGCUUCAUCUUUGACUACGCCAGCAAUAUGUUAGGUUUUACCCACACCACCCUUCUCAGCCCCCAUGUCCACCUGCUGGGCGACCACGCCGCCUGCGUCUCCUACAUCCGUCUCACGCAGUACGCCAACCAGCCCCCGGGCAGUGUUCGCACCACCGCAUCCGAGGAGACUCGAGUCUGGCAUCAUCGUGACGGACGGUGGCGCAAUGUUCACUUUCAUCGAUCCGGCUCACCCACAUUUCCCACAACUAAAGAUCUCUAGGAUUUUAUACUCAAUAUCGGUAUUUGUCGGUACUCUUAUCGGUAAUUGGUGACAAUAAAGACAGAGAAGAUUUUGUGUUUUCUUUAA
This is a messenger RNA of Nerophis ophidion (straightnose pipefish), 661 nucleotides long. Its product is annotated as calcium/calmodulin-dependent protein kinase type II delta chain-like. Gene Ontology annotation, molecular function: calmodulin binding; calcium/calmodulin-dependent protein kinase activity. NCBI's taxonomy places the organism in Eukaryota, Metazoa, Chordata, Actinopteri, Syngnathiformes, Syngnathidae. The record is from RefSeq and is a predicted model, not a curated record. Gene Ontology annotation, biological process: protein phosphorylation. The coding region runs from base 65 to 574 and encodes 169 amino acids. The transcript is spliced from 4 exons.